CUGCCGGGGCUUUUUUAGAACGGAAAACAUACACGAAUUGUCAAUGUGCAAACGGGCUCGCUGAUGGUAGCAGCUCGGUAGAGAUUAUUAAUUUAACUUCAAUUCAAAUAAACAUGGCGAUGUUUUUUUAUUUUUUAUUUAAAACGCAAUAAAAUCAUGUCCGAUUGUGGCGCGUGCCGUGUUGGGUAUUCUGCGGAGCGGGGACUGGAUUGUGAAAAGCGACCGUAGCUAUUUUUCUUCCUCUUCUUUUUCUUCUUCUCCUCUCUCUCUUUUUUAUCCCCCCAAUCAACCGCCGAUGAUUUCAGACAGCGACCUGCUGAAGGAGCGCGUCGAUAAAUCGCAAGGAUGAAAUUUACCGAGCAUUUGGCGGCUCACAUCACUCCGGAGUGGAGGAAACAGUACAUCCAGUAUGAGGCGUUUAAGGAGAUGCUGUAUUCCGCCCAGGACCAGGCUCCGUCGAUUGAGGUCACGGACGAAGACACGGUUAAGAGAUACUACGCCAAGUUCGAGGAGAAGUUCUUCCAAACAUGCGAGAAGGAGCUGGCCAAAAUCAACACGUUUUAUUCAGAGAAACUGGCCGAGGCUCAGCGACGCUUCGCCACGUUGCAGAAUGAGCUGCAGUCGUCUCUGGACGCCCAGCGCGAAAGCAGUCGAGCCCCGGGCCUGCGGGCUCGCCGCCGCGCCGUCUUCCACCUGUCCCAGCAGGAGCGCUGCAAACACCGCAACAUCAAGGACCUGCAGCUGGCCUUCAGCGAGUUCUACCUCAGCCUCAUCCUGCUGCAGAACUACCAGAACCUGAACUUCACCGGUUUCCGGAAGAUUCUGAAGAAGCACGACAAGAUCUUCGAGACGGUGCGAGGGGCAGACUGGCGGGUCGCUCACGUCGAGGUGGCGCCCUUCUACACCUGCAAGAAGAUCACUCAGCUCAUUUCUGAGACAGAGGCCCUGGUCACGACUGAAUUGGAAGGCGGCGACCGACAGAAAGCCAUGAAGAGGCUGCGAGUGCCUCCUUUAGGUGCAGCACAGCCUGCGCCGGCGUGGACCACGUUUAGAGUCGGACUUUACUGUGGAGUCUUUAUCGUAUUAAUAGUCACCAUCAGCAUCACAGGCAUAGCAAAAAAGUUGCAAUCUUCAGAAAUCUCCUCAAGCGUGUGGCCGCUGGUGCGGAUCUACCGCGGAGGCUUCCUGCUCAUCGAGUUCCUCUUCCUGUUGGGCAUCAACACGUAUGGCUGGAGGCAGGCGGGCGUCAAUCACGUGCUCAUCUUCGAGCUGAACCCUCGCAACAACCUCUCGCACCAGCACCUGUUCGAGAUCGCAGGCUUUCUCGGCAUGAUGUGGUGUGUCAGCAUUUUGUCCUGCCUGUUUUCUGAUUCCUUAAAGAUCCCAAUUCAGGCUUGUCCUCUGGCACUCUACGGCUUCUUCCUGCUUUUCCUCAUCAACCCCUUCAAGACGUGCUACUACAAAUCCCGCUUCUGGCUCCUCAAGCUGCUGUUCCGAGUGGUCACUGCGCCAUUCCACAGAGUGGGCUUUGCUGAUUUCUGGCUGGCCGACCAGCUCAACUCGCUGGCGGUUGUCCUCAUGGACCUGGAGUACCUGAUCUGCUUCUACAGCGUGGAGCUGGACUGGCUGAAGUCCUACGAUAAGCUUGAGAUUAAUAGUGGUAACACAUGCAACACGUAUUUGUACGGCGUGCGCGCCAUCAUCCAGUGUCUGCCCGCCUGGUUCCGCUUCGUGCAGUGCCUGAGGCGUUACAGAGACACUAAGCGCGCCUUCCCUCACUUGGUCAAUGCCGGCAAAUACUCGACCACCUUCUUCGUGGUGACGUUCGCAGCGCUGUACAAGACCCACAAAGCCGAUACGCAUUCCGAUACGGACAUUUUCUUCUACCUGCUGAUCGCCUGCUCGAUAAUUAACUCCUGUUACACGCUCAUCUGGGACCUGAAGAUGGACUGGGGUCUGUUCGACCGCAACGCCGGGGAGAACGCGCUUCUCCGCGAGGAGAUCGUCUACCCGCAGAAAGCUUACUAUUAUUGUGCCAUAUUAGAAGACGUGAUGUUGCGCUUUGCCUGGACCAUUCCUCUCUCACUUGGGGUACUGACUUCAGACCCAUUUAUUGGCGACAUUUUGGCCACCAUUCUUGCGCCGCUGGAGGUCUUCAGACGCUUUGUGUGGAACUUUUUCCGUCUGGAGAAUGAGCACCUGAACAACUGCGGCGAGUUCCGAGCAGUGCGAGACAUCUCGGUGGCGCCGCUGAACGCCGACGACCAGACGCUGCUGGAGCAGAUGAUGGACCAGGAGGACGGCGUCAGGAACCGGCAGGGGAAGAAGAGCUGGAAGAGGAGCUACAGCAUGUCACUGAAACGACCUCGCCUCGCCUCCCAAUCGAAAUUGCGAGACACCAAAGUCCUGAUUGAGGACACAGAUGACGACACCUGACCUCCGUUCUCUUCAGGGGCUCCCUCAUACCCUUGAAAUGGACCACGGGUCCCUUCAGGGGCCUUAAAAGCCUUCGAAGGCUCUCCAAUCAGUCCAUCACAAAGCUGCCUGUCUAUACACACACACACACACACACACAUACAUGUACACAAACAUGGUCUCGGAGACGAAACCAAACCUGGCACUUGACACACGAACUCGAUUUCCUUGCUAGCACAGGAUCAGCCACUUGAUUAGUUACUGUAUUCUUCUCGAUUUCAUCAUUAUUGCCUUGAUUCUUUUCAAAGCUCUGUUAUAAAGGAAAAGAUUUUGUCCCAAAAAAAAAAAAACCUGUCUAAACUUGUAAGUAUAUUCACGUACAACAGGGAUCAAAGCGUGAUAAUCAAAAAUAAGACUCUCCAGAAUGGACUCUGGGUGUGGUGAAACGCCACGUCUCCGUGUAUGUAUGUAGUGCUGUUCGUGUACUAGUCACAUUAGAUGUGUUAGCCAUUAUCUGUGGAUACUUUUUUUUUCCUUACUGUUUUAAGAAUGUACAUUACAUUUUGUUAUUUAUGUGAAGGAAAGCUGCCUUGGUCAAUUCAUUUUAAAGUAGUGUUGAAAAGGCGAAGUUGAAUUCCAUGCCAUCUGCCAAGGUCCCCACCCCCCACAAAAAAAACAAUUGGUAGUUGUGCUUCGAAACCCUCGGGUGGCACUUUUAUCGGAUUAUAAUUAACACACCACUUUUGCAGGUGCGACUCAAACAAAAAAAACCCACUGAACUACUAGUUAGCUAGUUAGCAUACACGUGAUGUUCAGCUACUUUUUUUUGUUGUAAUUUAUCUUUUUUUUUUUUUUUUUUUUUUUUUGGAAAGCAUGAUGCCAAUGCAAUCCGAACGAGCGCAGCUUCAUUAGCGCCCGCAGGAGAUUUUCCGUCCCGCAGGGUUUAGCUAUACGGCUCGUUCAAGAGCACGCCAAAUGGAACAUUCCACGAGAAGCUUUGUCGUGAUUUCGAGCAGGGAAUUUAAGGCCUGGACUUUAAACGAGCAGGUCUGCAUUAGCAAAAUGAUGAGCUGUAAAAAAAAAAAAAAAAAAUUCUUGUUCUUUUGUUUAGCAUAGAACCCCAUGUUCUUCUUGAACUAGAACCUACACCGAACAUGAGCAUAUAUUUAUUGUGUACAGCUAUCCAUCACAUUCCAGUGUGCGCGCAUUCCACAUGAGAUCUGUCCACUUUCUUUUCUGUCUUUUUUUUUUUUUUUUUUUUUUUUUUUUUUUUUUUUUUUAUGGCUGUCUUCCAGAGUUACUGUCCGUAAAUGCCACCUAAGGGUUUUUUUCUGUUUGUUUUUAAAAAAAAUACAAAACCAGGAAGUACCCGUGUUCUGCGGUCAUGUCUAGUGUCCACAGACAUAAUUUCUCUUGUUCUAGUUCGAUAAUGGAGGAUUGUAAAGUGGUGUGCUUCAGGGCUCUGUCCUGGGUCCGGUCAAAGCGGACUGUUACAUUCCAGGAGCAACAGGAAAGGUCCAGAGGUUCCCGCUCCCGCUUGUUAUUCUUGUUAUUACCAUUGUGGUGCACUGGAGCAGGGCUGCUCUUGCCCGAUAUAAACUUUGAUACACUUCAGUCCAUCUGCAAUAAUCGGAAAGGCUCCUUUUCAAGGUUUGUUGUCUGACCAUACUGUCGCAAGUAAAUGCUUGGACCAAAAGAAUGGUUGAUUUUAAAUGGUUCCCCCCUGUACUACACCCCCCCCCCCUCCUAUUUUUUUGUCACUACUCAUAUUUUGACUCUGACUGCCAUUAUUUCUGUUAGUCUUUUGUGCAUAUUGGUCACUCUUUAAUUUUCCUCUUUUUUUUUUUUUUUAAUUUAAGAACAUUUGCAAUAUGCAUAGUGUAUUUUAACACCAUUCCAUUUACGAGUGGUGCUAGUUAACUGAUAAAUAAAACAGUGGCAAUGAUAAUACAAUAUCCUUUGCUUGUCUAGACAUGGGGUAAUAAGAUUCACCUAAUACCAUCACCAAGACAUCAAAAUAUCAUCUCGGAUACGUUCUGGAUACGUUCUCAAUACGUUCUGUGUAGGCAGAUUAAUACAGUAUAAUACUGUGACAAUAUUGUAUGCUUUUCAGGUUCAAUAUCUAUUGCAAAGAACAACUAGAACUAUACUCGAGUAAUGAUAAUCUUCAACUUGUCAAUCACUUCACACUUCAAAAUGUUUAAAUGUUUAAAUUAAUUAAAAUAACCUGCUUAUGUGUUA
Molecule: messenger RNA, 4656 nt
Organism: Ictalurus punctatus (channel catfish)
Lineage: Eukaryota; Metazoa; Chordata; Actinopteri; Siluriformes; Ictaluridae
Gene: xpr1b
Product: xenotropic and polytropic retrovirus receptor 1b
Exons: 15
Coding region: 346-2436 (696 amino acids)
Biological process (GO): cellular response to phosphate starvation; phosphate ion transport
Cellular component (GO): cytoplasm; Golgi apparatus; plasma membrane
Molecular function (GO): inositol hexakisphosphate binding
Source: RefSeq, a predicted model, not a curated record